This is a messenger RNA of Closterium sp. Yama58-4, 744 nucleotides long. Lineage: Eukaryota; Viridiplantae; Streptophyta; Zygnematophyceae; Desmidiales; Closteriaceae. The record is from the annotation of a GenBank genome assembly.
AUGGAAUCCUCUUUAACCCCUACUAUUCAACCGAACACAUUCAGCCGAUACAAGAUGGCUCGCACCAUCAGCAGCAGGCGCAAUGGCAGGCGCAGCGUCACCUGUUCCGUCCUCCUCCUCGUCCUCGCCGUCUCCAUAAACAUCUCCGUGUCGCGCGCGGACAGCUCAUCCUCCUCCUCCGACGGCGGAUCCGACGGGCCACCCAAGGUGGGCAAAUCCGCGGGGUCCAUCACGAGCGUGACGAACAACCCCAAGCCCGACGGGCACGGCGAGGUGGACGACGGAUUCCGCGCGGAUGUUCCCAAGGCGGUCCUCGCGCAGGACGACCCCGGCGCGACGUACGUGGACGUGAAGCAGGAUUCGCUCGCCAUUCCCGAUGUCAAGAAAGCCGGGUGGAACCGCAUGAAGUGCCCCCCACAUCUGCCGGUGCCCGGGCAGGGCGCGUGCACACCGGCGAACUGCAGCAAGGGCAAGAUUCCCGCUAAGUGGAAGACGUCCAACCUGCUGAAGCACAAGCUGGGAGUGGAGAUUUACGUGAAGGGAAAUCCGUUGACAGUGAAGAAGGCGUCCCCGCAGACGUGCUGCAACACGUGCGCCGCCACGCCGCGCUGCACGUACUGGCAGUUCAUCCCCGACAUCACCCUCGACGGCACUAAGACCCCUGGCGCGUGCUUCCUGGUGCACGACGAGAUCGACUACACGUGCGGGCAGAUCAUCGCGCAUCCGAUUUUCCCUCUUUCUUGA